AUGUCCACUUUGCGCAGGUCAGGACUACAGAAAGAUGUCCUAAGCAUAUACAGACGUGCGUUGCGUAUGGUCAAAAUGAAACCGCCUUCCACCCAAAACAAGUUUUCCCUUUACAUUCGAUAUACUUUUCGAUCAAACGCAUCAAGUGUGUCUCCGAGGGAUGUUAGUGCUAUUGAGCAUUUGAUGAGAAAAGGAAAGAGGCAAUUAGAGAUGUAUGAACAUCCUUCAGUGAAAGAUUGUUGGGUGUCAGAAGAAAUGCGGAACUGGGAAAAGCACCAAGCAUCAAAGCACAAGUCCGACCCGCAAUUUGAAGUCAAUUAG
This is a messenger RNA of Lentinula edodes (shiitake mushroom), 321 nucleotides long. RefSeq lists its product as uncharacterized. Bases 1 to 321 code for a protein of 106 amino acids. The record is from RefSeq and is a predicted model, not a curated record. Gene Ontology annotation, biological process: mitochondrial respiratory chain complex II assembly. The transcript is spliced from 2 exons. NCBI's taxonomy places the organism in Eukaryota, Fungi, Basidiomycota, Agaricomycetes, Agaricales, Omphalotaceae. Gene Ontology annotation, cellular component: mitochondrion.